CACAAGUCCCAAGAUGCAAUUGAAAUUACCGUGGCCACUGGACGGGGGAAGGGAAGCUGAGAUUGGAGGGAGAAACAAUCAGAAACUGAGUUUUCAGAUACUGUGUACAUAUGACAGCUCCUUCCCAGGACUCUGGCCAUACAAGAACUCUAUCCAUGACCCACAUCUCACUGGACACCUGCAGCUCUUACUUUGGACGCGUGCUGCUGUUUCAUAUGAGGCUGAAGACAUAACACAGCUUUGGUGCAAGAAAAUUGAACUGCACCUGUACUGGUACCCCUGGGUGUGUACUGGAUUUAUCCUGAGUGCCAGAGUGAUGAAGUCGCUCGUACAGGGAGAACCCAGCCCUGAAAAGCAAUGCCAUCAUCCGGCUUCUGUGUGCCUCUGAUGGGGCUGAGGAGUGAACCCGCUGGCCAAGCAUAUCUGUGGAGGAGAGGAAGGAGGCAAGUUUCCCGGAAACUUUUGUAUUGAUGGAUAACCAUUUCCCCAUGUCAGCUCUUGUACACGGAUACCUGCACAUCCCUCUCUGAGUACACAUUCAAGAAACCAUGGUGGUCCUUGCAUCAGCUCCUCCAGCUCACCUCAGUCCAUGACUUCAGAAGUCUGUAGAGGCCAGGAUCAGGAACACGCUCGCCAGCCAACACACUCAUAUGCAAUGGAAGAAGACACUGAUGUUACAUCCCAUACUGAGGGUCUGAAUGGUUUGUCCCGUGAAUGUAAAACAUCAGAGGAGAUCACCAAUGGACACUCCAACCAUAAGCCUGUCAUGAAUGGACUGAUUAUUGGUCAUAAUGUCAAAGACCACACGAACGGCAGUGCACCACUCAGAUCCCUGCCGAUUUCAGCACUGAAGCAGAAUGGUCUUCUGCAGACCCUGGCAGCUGGAGGGGACCAGCCUAAGCCCACAGAGGAAAAUGUGGAGUUGGAAAAGGCCAGACAGGAGUGGGAGGCUCUGGAGAAUGUCCAACCAGCUCUCACUGAGGACUCGAACCCAACUCCACUCAUCUCCUUCAAUGAGGCCUUGCAGUUCUUCCAGACCACAGACCUUGGGGACUUGCUAAAAAACAUCCAGCCAACCAUUCGCAGGACAGGUCUAGCCGCUAUCACACACUUCCUCUUCGGACCUCCACGACUGCACCGGGAACUCUUGGAGGAGAGGGAUCUGGUCUUUGCCAUCGCUCAGUGCCCUGUGGAUAACAGCCAAACAGUCCACAUGCGUGUCCUCCAGACCAUUUAUAAGAGGCUGAUUGGCAGUAGGCUGGACUGUCCUCGCUAUGGGGCGCACUGGGAAAACAUCGGCUUUCAGGGUACAGACCCAGCCACUGACCUACGUGGCACUGGUUUCCUGGGACUGAUGCAUACUCUGUACUUUGUGAUGGACCCAGAGACUCUACCAUUGGCUAGAGACAUCUACAAGUUAUCACAACACCCUACACAGAACUUUCCAUUCAGUGUGAUGUCAAUCAACAUGACGCGCAUCGCUCUACAAGUACUCAGAGAGGAAGCCUUGUCCAAGGAGUGCAAUCGUCGUCAACAAGUGGUUGGUGUUCUGAACGAGUUCUACGUUGCCACGUAUCUGCACCUGUACCAACUAUGGAAGACCGAACAGAAGACCAUUGCUGACUCUGGCUUUGUACUAAAAGAAGUGGAGCUGUUUGCCAAAAAGAACCCAAAGCAGAUGCUGCGCCGACUAGAGGUCUUCCUGAAAGAGAGGCGGGCAGGUGGAAUUCCCCGUGGGACAUCGUCAGACCCUCAGGCCCAACAGCCUUCUCCAAGCCUGGGGGAGCGAGCGGUCAGAGCCGGGGCAGGACAGGGAAGCAAGGGAAAGGAGAUGCACUUCACAGGAGUGUGUGAUCUACCGCCAGACAUGGAGGGAGAGGCCAGGCUCAUCUAAGAUAGACUCUGUUUGAAUGUGAGUGUGUGUGUGUGAGCAGUUGUGCUUGUGAGUAUAUCUAUUCGUGUAUUUGCGAGUGGCUUACUUAGAGUGCAAAAAGAAGAACCCCCACCAGACCCUGAUCUAGGACCUGCUAUCUGAACCUUUUCAAACACCGCCACUCCUUCCUUUGAUGCUGGGGUGCUGCACUUUGAUCAGAUUACGCACGGGGGUCUUACAGACUUAUAUCUUAUGUUUUUUUUUUUGUUUAUUGUUUUUUCUGUUUUUUUUAAAUUAACAUAGAACAUAGAACAGUCAAAUAUAAAACGCUGAUGCAGGUCAGAAACACAAGAUGUCACAAAAACAACAAGAAAGUGAAUGUUUGCACUUUUCUGUGGAGUUAGUAGCCAAAUCAAGAGCUGCCAAAUUCUUGUGGUUAAACUCUACCUGCCUAGAAAUCCAAAGCAUACACACUUGUGUUCCAAGGAUCUCUCAGUCAGGGGGGGGGGGUUGAGUGGCUUAUUUAAAAGUCUUAGUUAUCUCUCACACUCCAGGAUACUGCUCCAUCACAUGAGCAUGCUAACAGCCCAUAAUGCAACAGAAGGGUAGCAUUGUUAGGCGUAUUGUUAAGCACUCUGUUAACUAAGAGAAAAAAUGAGCAGGUUUCAAACCCUUCUAUAGAGCAAACACAAGCAGGUUUUCGCUCAGCAUGAGUGGGGAAAACCCCGAGAGGUUACAGAGGCUUUUGAGCAGGGAGCAGGAAUUGCAAGUAUACGCUGUUCUUAAAAUCUUACACAGUAGGCUUUGAAUGCAGCUUGCUGUGAAGGUCUAAUCACUUUGCAUUCUCUAUCAGAGUGUGAAUGAAAUAUAGGUGAUGUGAAAGAUGUACAAGAAUGGACACUCAGGCCAGAUGUGUGGAGGUAUAGCCAGUUGUUGGUGUACUCAUGGUGUCUGUUGCCAGGGGUGUGACAGACUAGGUUCAGAGCGCCCAGUUAAUAUGGGGGAAUAUAUUUUAAAUAAUUUAAAAAUAACUAUUUCAGUCCUUUCUGAGGGGACAGCUGUCAUAACUUCAGUUAUGUACACAGCACUUCAGAAUUUUGUUAUUGAACUGAUGGCUGAGUGACCGUGAUAAGGAUUUUUAACACUGUUAAAAUUCCACCAGAAUGUUUGAAAGUCUUCUGACUUCUCAACUUUUCAUGGUUAAAACCAAGGAGACACUUCAUAACAGAGUCUGUGUGCUUAGCUGGGUCCUGACUAAAGUCAAAGGUCUGGUAUGAGCUUUCUCUACAUUCCGUUACAAAGCAUGUGAUUGUAAUUUUUUUGACCAGUUAAGAUUUAUUCCUCUGUGUGUGUGUGUGUGUGUGUGUGUGUGUGUGUGUGUGUGU
Messenger RNA from Xiphias gladius (swordfish), 3258 nucleotides. RefSeq names its product ELMO/CED-12 domain containing 3 (gene elmod3). The transcript is spliced from 14 exons. NCBI's taxonomy places the organism in Eukaryota, Metazoa, Chordata, Actinopteri, Istiophoriformes, Xiphiidae. The record is from RefSeq and is a predicted model, not a curated record. Bases 590 to 1894 code for a protein of 434 amino acids.